Molecule: messenger RNA, 2108 nt
Organism: Argiope bruennichi
Lineage: Eukaryota; Metazoa; Arthropoda; Arachnida; Araneae; Araneidae
Exons: 3
Coding region: 324-782 (152 amino acids)
Biological process (GO): heme transport
Cellular component (GO): plasma membrane; lysosomal membrane
Molecular function (GO): heme binding; heme transmembrane transporter activity
Source: RefSeq, a predicted model, not a curated record
UAAUGAAGAAUUAUUUUACUCUUCAGCAUUUUAAAUCACGAGCUACUAGAAAACUAUCUGAUUGGUCAAUACUAAUCGCCCAAGUGAAUCAAACACCGCAAGUUCAAUACUCAUCGCAUGUGUUUGUGUAGUUUAGUUUAUAAUAUAUCGAUAAGAUUUCGUCGGGCCGUGCGAUGUUAAAAAUUGGGAUGUUAAAUUUCAUACGGCUGUAUAAUUUAAAUGAAGAUUAAUUAAUAAUUAUUUAUAUCGCAUUCUCUUAUUUUUAUUAAUAUUUCAAACUCUUGAUAUGUUUUAAAGUUUGAAAGAAAGAAAAAAAAAAAACUAUGUAUAAAACUUGUUCAUAUAUUUUUACUGGAUUAUCAUUAAUAUGUUGCCCAUUAGGAAUUGCUGCAUUUGUUUAUUUUCUAUUUUAUGUGUCUAACGUUAAUGCUGCAUUUUGGAGUGCUCUCUUUGCUAUAUUAUCUGCAUGCUCACUUCAUCUUUUUAUUCUCUUUUUGAGGAGAACUAUAAAUAAUUGGUAUCAAGAAAACCAUUUAGAUAGUAUAGCAUCAUUUGGUUUAGUUGUUUUUCUUUUGUCUAAUGUGGCUUUGGGUGUAUAUUUGGCACUAGCUAUUACUAGGCAUCAGAAAUUUCAUUUGGAAGAUUUUAACUACUUUUCUGCAGCUUCUUGUUCUGCUCUUACAAGCUUAUGGGCAUUAAUUCUUUUUAUCUCUGCUUUAUUAUAUCGAAAAUAUAUGCAGAAGAACCCACCACUUCUACAGAGAUAUAGAUUUUAUUCAUGAAUUGAGUUUUAAGUGUUAAUGAUAUUUGUUUUGUGACUAUAUUUUGAACAAUUUUUUUUAAAUUAUAUUUUAUAACUUCUGUUAAUGUUGAGUAAAAUUUAAAAAAAUUUCCUUAUAAAAUUUUAAAUGAGGUGUAAUAAUUAAGAUGAUAAAUAAGAUGAAGUUUUUAUUUUUUUGAGAAUUUUAUGUAAUACGCUUAAGAUGUAUGAUAUAUUUUCUUUUUUUAUUAUUUUUUAUUACUUCUACAAGGGGAUUGCCUGUUUAUGUUAUAUAACAUAUUAGCAUGUGUUGUAAAGAAGGGCUUUCUCACUGAAAUUGCAUAAUUGUAAUUACUGAAGUAAAGGAAGAAAAAAAUGUUUAAACAAAGUGUGCAAUUAAUAUGUAUUUUUGAUACUGGCCAAUAUUUAUUUUGUGUCAUUUAACAUUCCAAAACCUAUUUAGCAUCAUCAAAGUAUAAUCAUUUUCAUUCAUGUAGUUAAUUUAAAAAUAAAUGUAGUUACCUUUUAAAGUGAGACACAUCAGUUUAAUUACAAGAUAACUGAAAUUUCAGAUUUACUCUCAAGUAUUGAAAGACUUUCAUAUAGAAAUCCAAUGUAAUAGAAAAGCAAAGUAUUCCAUAUGUAUUUUCCAAUUAUGGACCUUUUCUCUAGUCAGAUGUAUUUUCAAUUGUUUUUAAUUCUCUUUUUUAAAUGAUGAGCAAUUAGUAAAAUUGUUUACAUUCAGAGAAAUUUGUUUUAUUCUUCUAAAAUGUUUUGAAUGCUGUUAUUACUGCAUUCAUUUUUUUAGACUGUGAUAAAUACUACUUAAAUAAUGAAUAAAUGCAACUAAAAUAGCUUAUAGAAUUAUAAGUGAUUUUAAUUUUUGGAAGUCUUGUAGUUUGAUUUUAAUGUAAUACACAAUUUUCUUUUUAAUGUUAUAUGAAUUGUUUUAUGAUGUUCCCAUUGUCAAAAUUAUUUGAUUUCUUGCAUUAAAAUUGCUUUACUAGACUAUUUUCAUUAACUCUGUUAUAAACUUGCCACUCUCUCUUCUAGUGAUAUAUUAAUUAAUCACACAUUCAGACAAACUGCUUUCCAUUUUAGGUUAAAUGAAAGGUAUUUCUAUGUAAAUUUGUCAUAAACGGUUCUGUGUAGCUAACAGAACAUUUUUAGGAUAUUGAUAAAACAGCUUUGUUGAUGAGUAGAAUUUUUCACUCAGCUAAAGUUUUAAAUGAAAUGUUAUUUUUGUAUUAUAAAAGCUAUUUUUCCUUAAGUAAGCAUUACUUAUGCCAUGUUUAUAAUAAAAAUGUAUUUUUAGAAAGAAUAAAAUUUACUUUUACAUAGUUUUCAA